AUGAAAGUCGGUGAAUUCGGGCCGUUAAUCGAUCAGCUCAUUUUAGCAAAAGCGUAUCGCGUGCGGCAGCAAGAAGUGCUGAAAAAAGUAUCUUGGAAUAACCACAUCAUCAUCGUUCGAUUGUUCCAGGACGAGGUGGGUGGUAGUACGGUGGUAGCCGAGGGUGUCGUAGGUGGCAUAAGGGGCCCAGGCGGCGGGUGCCGCGCAUCCUCGAUGACGAUGGCCGAGAGCGCCGUGGAGGACGCUGCAGCCGCGCCCCCGGGCCCGGCCAAGCCGCCACCACCCUCCUGUACGAACAACAACACCCUCGCGGCGACGGCCAACCGCAACCAUCGGAACCCCCGCAAGAAACGAAGACGACUGGAGCAAGUGGUGGACACAUUGCAGGCCCAUCGCAGUUCACCAUCCGAGGGCGAGGUGUUGAAGUUCGAAGGCAGCGGUCCCGUGUCCGAGGAGGAAGACGUCUUCGGCUCGCCCAGAUCGUCAUCCUCGCGAUCCGCCGUAGAUACCACCGCGGUGAUUGACCAAUUACCAUUGAGGUUAAAAGACGCGGAAGCAGUGACGUCAACCGAAGAGGAGCUCAAUGAGAUCAGUCAGCAGUAUCGCCAUCAUCCCCACCGACCAUAUCGCUACUCGUAUCAUCACCAUCACCAUCAUCGACAUCGUUACUCGCCCUAUCAGAACAACCACCGAUUGUCGGCGACCAAGUACUCUGACUGUAUGUGUAGCCAGUGCUCGCAGACGCUGGCUGCGUCGGCAGCGAUGAUGUCGGCGACCUCCCUGCAGACCCCGCUGUCGCGAACCAGCUUCACGUACAGCAGUAUAUGUGGCACGUAUAGCAUAUUCGAGCAGUACAUGCAUACCAAGUACCUGUCGUCGUCGUCGCCAGGCGACACCUUCCGCGGACGCAGUCACUCCGAUUCAGAUGUUGUGCCCAAGUGGGACGAAACGCGGGUACCAGCCGCGACCACUUCCUUUUCCUCUGUCGUCAAUCAUUUCCCGCGAAGUAGCUCCCUCGAGAGCGAUGGCACGAGUCCUCAAGAAUCGCCGUUGGAUCUCUCCAUGAAGAACUUGAUGCUGCAGUCUACCGCGGCUGCUUCGGCGGUCUCCACCAGGUCGCCGUCUCUUCAGCUGCUACCGUCCGGCAUUGUGACGCGGGGUUCCGUCAGUGUGCCCGUAGUCAGGGGCGAUGUUGCGUCACCCACGACGAAAGAAACCGUUGCGGUACGGUAUAAUUUGGAGGUUCUACCUGUCGUUGAGGAAAUGGCGCCGGGCGCGGACGUGGCUUACGUCUGUCCAGAAUGCGGGCAGAUGUUCAGUCUGCACGAUCGUUUGGCGAAGCACAUGGCGUCCAGACAUCGUCGGCAAGGUCUCCACGACGCCUCGGCGAAAGCGUACCUCUGCGACGUUUGUCAGAGGAGUUUCGCGAGAUCGGACAUGUUGACUAGGCACAUGAGACUGCACACCGGCGUCAAACCGUACACAUGCCGGACUUGUCAUCAGGUGUUUAGCAGAUCUGAUCACCUCAGCACCCACCAGCGAACCCAUACCGGCGAGAAACCGUAUAAAUGCCCGCAGUGUGCCUACGCAGCCUGUCGCAGGGAUAUGAUCACCAGGCAUUUGAAAACCCACAAUCGGUACGCGGACGGCGCUAUCCCCAAGACCGAACCCGGUCUACUCGCUGGUGAGGAAUGCCCUACUUUCGACCAAAACGUGGCAGCGGCGCCGUCAGCGAUUAUCAAAGCUGAAUGACAACGAUCGGUCGGAUGACCCUGGCUCUACUCUAGCUCCAGGUCUCAGCGAGAACGUUGCGAUAGGAUGAAUCGCGGAUCCUUAGGGAUCCUCGCGGGUCGAUCAGGAUUUCGCGGGAACAUGAUGAGAAAGCGAAAUCGCCGGUCGACAACCUCCAUGACAUUAGCCGAGCGUUAGAAAGAAAUCGAUGCUUUAAGAGAUCGCGAUCUCUUGAUGGAACAGGAAAAUCGGCGAGAGGGAAUAUUUCUUUUCUUGUUGUAAUUCGAUUUCGCAAGAAUCCCGACGAACGCUAAUGAGAGUCUGUGAUCGAGCUUAAACUUUUGGGAGAAACAACUAUUUUGGAAGAGAUUGCAGUUAGACGUGUUAAAUUCAUUCUUUCGUUGCACAUUAAAGUUCCUGCAGAAAAGUUUAUGAUAUAUCAUAUCGACAUAUUUGAAGAAUUUGUUAAAUUUAUGGAUAUCUAACCAUUAUUUCUUUUUUCAUUUCAUAUUUUAUACAUUGAAAAAUGUUUUAAUAGUGUGCACGUAACGUUGUCUAAAAAGUGACUUUCUUUGCUUCAAAAUUAUUGCAACGUCUUGCCAUCUUUUAUUAUAUUUGCAAACGUGAUAAAAUCCCUCCUACGUGCUACUACUUAGCCAAACAGUUAAGUUCGCAUGUCGGAAGCAUCAUGGAGAGCUGAAUAAUAAAAGUAAACUUCUCUCCCGUGAGUAUUAUUACAUUGUAUUAUUUAUCAAAAAAUUUAUGAUUUUUGCUUAACGAUUCUUUGCGGAUUGCUUAAAAAUCAUCAUCCUUCAUGCGUCACACGCAAUCGCGAACAAUGCCGAACAGUAUUAUCGUACUUCUUCGACCCCUGCAUCUGAUUCUGUUUCCGCGAUUCGAGUUUCAUUCUUCCUAAUAUUUUAUAUACGGCACACAAUAUUUAUUUGCAUGCGUACCAAGGAAAUCUAUCUCAGAUAAAUUAUCAAUUUGUCAAUACACUUAUUCCUCCUGUCAUUUGCAAUGUAUUAUUUACAUUAUAUUAUACUUUUAUAUAUCCAUGUAUUCUAGAUACUGUUAUCAAAAUUUGAAAACUUUCUUUGAGCUUAAUCUUACUUUUCAAAUUCUUAUUUGGCUGACAACUGUAUCGAUUGCUGCAUUCUCGGAGAUUUCUUGAUUGUCUUUGAAAAGAUAUAGCAACUAACUAGCUGCUCUCUUCGUACAUCUUUCGCUUUCUCGUUCUCGAUACACAAAAUUGAGAUACACACAAGCUGAAAAUAAAGCAUUCCUGCUCGGUCGCACAAGUGCAGCGCGGUGCACAAAGGUAAUAUGAAAGCGGUGCUUAAGCUCGGCGUUAGAAUCGAAUCGUUUUCUAUCGUGCUCGUAAAACGAUCACGUGUCCAGUAACACUGUAUAUACAUAAUUAAUCGUAUCGCGCGUCAGUUCUUCGCGAAAGACUUUCCUAAUCUUUAACAUUAACUAUGGAGGAAUCUGGAACGUGGCCCGUCAGCGACGCGAACAUACGUGCCAAAUUUUAGAUAAAUAUUUCGGACACGCGAUCGACACACGCAUCAACCCCAGUAAAUUGUAUAUCGAGGUCUAGUGAAAUUCGUAAUUUCAAUGUAUCGUAUCUUUUUUAUCGUUUAUAUAAAUUCUUUAGCUAAAAAGGUAAAUCGAAACGCAAAUUGUUGCCCAGAAUUUAAUAUGACUUGAAAUCGCAUUAAGAUACGGCAAAGUAUAUAAAAAGGAUUCAUUAGACCUCACUUAAACAGUUUUAGAGUUGUACUGUUUAAAACAUAUCUGUCGGUCGAGCGCGAUUUGCGGGCCGGAGAAAAACUAUUGGUGACGAGAGAAUAAUCUCGCCAAUAAUCCCCCCCAAAGUAAAAGACGAAGCAGAAUCAAAUCAAUCAGCGAGAUAAUUUCUGAUUGAGAGUUUAUUUACCGCCAAUAUUUUUCUCAUGUGUCCAUAUCUAAAUAGCGAGUCGCCAUUGGUAACCUCGUCGAUUCGCCCGAAACCUGCUCAAGUUGUUGUUGCUCGAAAACUUGUUAAGACGACUUCCUACAGAAGUCGAAAGAAGCAAAAGCAGUGAUGUAUUGAUAGUUAUAAUGUAAUCGUGAUCAUUGUUUUGCGAUGGACAUUUCGUUAGUGCGGGGUCGACAAGUCACCCGAUCGCAAGAAUAAGAACAACGUGAAAAGAAAAAAAGAAAAUAUUCGUACCUGCAGAAAGAGCGAGAGGGGAAAAACGAUGUUAAAGCAUAAUAAAGCGUAUAGAAAUAACGUUAAUUAGUGAGUAAUAUUAUUGACACUAUUAUUGCGUUUUAUUAUUGUAACUAUUGCGAUUAUAAUUAUUCGCGCCGCCGCCAACCGGCAAGGAGAUGAAAUAUUUUUUUAUAUAACGCACUUGACGUGUGUGACGUCGCGAAAGGCUUCGAAUACGCGAGCGCGAAGAAAGAGCGCGUUUGAAAGUUGGUCUCACCUCGAAAUUAAUGCUAAUUAAGUAACAUCAAACGCCGCGGGAGACGAUAACGUCGGCGUCAGUUCGUUACGUUAUCGAGGAACGAACAUUCAAAUUGACGCAAUCGAUACGGACUCUUCCAAUUUUUUAACGUUUUUUUUCGGUAGAAGCUAAGUAUACAGCGGUCGUUGCGGCGCGAUUAAUCGAAACUGGUUGUGGUGCUUAAGCGAAAAAGGGCGAAUCCGACAGGUAUCUUUGCGCUGUGAAUCGACGAAGACAAUCUAAAAGUACUCAAUCCAUGAUCUCUGUACGGAUAAGGUCGCCAGGCCGAGCAAAUGGUGAAUUGAAUCCAGUAAUGUCCUAAUAAAUGUAAUUCGCAGAGAAAGCAAACAUAGUAUUAAAACGUCGGAAAUAAAGAUUUCAAUCAAUGCAUCUCCUACAAGGUACAUUAAAAUGCAUUAAACGAAAUUUCAUCUCGCCAUUUGCCCGGUCCCGCGAACAAGUUCGUCUCUCGUUUCGGAAACGUCAAUUCCAUAUAGUUUUACGAUAGUUAUAUGGUGACUCGUUGAGCAGUACGCGCCGACAUAAUACUCGAGCUUACUCAGCCUCGAUCGUUUUGUCCGUAAUCCUUACCCUAUGUAUAUUUAUGUACUUCCCCGAUGUGUCUCCUAUUCCUCGACGGAAAAAAAGAACAAGUAAAAGUAUCGACACGCGCUGAUACAUUGCACGCGCAUAGGUACGUAUAUCUCUGUAUUUUUGUAUAUCGAGGUUUUUUCUAAUUACCUAUCUACCGAUUAAGCGUUUUCAGAGGACGAGUAAGUAGCUAUUAAGGAGAAAGUAUUGUCGCUCUCUGCUUGCCAUUUUACUUGCCCCCCCCCCCCUCCCCAUUUUGAUCGAACGAUUGCUUGCGGUGUUUAUCGUAUGGUGCGACGCGCGAAGGAGAACCGUCGAAUCGGAGGACGCUCGUUUAAUCGAUACUAGCAAAGUACACAUGCGACCAAUUAUCAUUCUAAAAUUAAACAAAGUAUUUUUGUUAAUUGUUUUCUUUCACGGCGGGUUACAAACUAGUUAAUUACGAAAGUAAAUUGCUUUAAUAUAUUUCAAGAUUAUGGACGAAAAAGUGUACAUCUCAAUAUGCGGAUGUACGAUUAAUUUUCAAGUGCCAUCGAGUCUUUGAUGCGUCGCAAUGUUCUUUUUUUGCUCCUUUUGUUAUUUUUUUUAGCAUGAUUAUCGAAACGAGAACAUCAAGACCUUUUAUUUGACGUUACCCCUCGCACCAAUUCAGCCUUAAACUGACAGAAUCUCUUGCGUAUUAAGUCUGUAGUAACUUAAAGUAAGAAAAGACGUGAGAAAGGAACAAACACGUUCGACGCGUCUUCGGGCAGUUAAGCGAACGCCGUGCCAGACCUGUUCUUGUAAUUAAUAACAAGUAUAGCCAUUCGUAUGAUUAUUAUUAUUUCUAUUAAUAUUAUUAAUUAUUAUUAAUAUUAUUAUUAUCUCUAGUUACGUUGUUAAGUGAUUAAUCAUGUUUAAUGCUUCUAUUAUUUAUUUUGUUAUCCCGUUCAUGAGUCAAGCUUUCUAUUCUCCUUUCUCAUCUGUUCUUUCCUCACUAUCUCCAUUCUUUUCUUUAUUCCCGUUCUAUUAAUUUUCCAUUUUACUUAUCUCCAUUUGAUUCAUUUAUCCUUUACCGAAUCGGAAGAAGGGAGAGAGAGUUCAACUUACACGAAAAAAAGUUCAUCAAGAUAUCUUGUAUAUUAAAUAUUUAUCGCAUUUUCCAAUUGAGGACUAAAAUAUAUUUUGAAUCUCACACUCAUCUCCCUUUUCUCCAAUUUACAUGGCACAACAAAGCUUGUCUCCGAAGAGAUUUUGAUCUCCAAUUCCUCCCAAACAAAGGCAUAUCUUUUGUAACGAUGAAAUGCUGAUGAAAUUUGUGUAAAUGAUUGAUGAUGAUUGUGUACGUUAAUUUAUAAAUUAUGUUGUGUUUACGAUUCGUGCCAGAAUGGAAAAAAAAUAUAAUUUUUCAACGAAUCAUCUCCGUACUUCGUCAUUUUCACCCAUAUGUUUCCCAUUUGUUAUUCUAUCUAUUUCUAUAUUUUUCCUUUUUUUUAAACGUGUGACUUAUAUUUUAAUAUAAACUAUUAAAUAUUAAGUAAACGAACUGUGUGAUAUAUUUAUUGAAAGCUAUUUUCAUGUAAUUAGUAAUACAAUUUCAAUUCGGAACUAUUGAAGAUUAAAGACUUGCAAUAGACUUAAUUUGCCUUCGAUUAUAAUUUAAAGCGAUACAUUUUCUUUAAAUCCUUUCUAAAUGUUAAUUUGAUAAUUACGUCGGAAAGUAUGUGGUGCCUUGCAAUGUUCGAGAGUCCGUACUUAGGAUAAAUAGAUAAAUCAAUAUGAAUGGAUGGGAAUAUACCUAUCGUAUCAUUUUAAGGCUGAAACAGAGAUAAUUAUGAUAGGAACAGGAUUCAAGCGAAUUAUUUUUUCAUGCGACUUUUGGAUAAGAGAGUGGAACUUUCCGAUAUACACGCGAUUCUUAAGAAUUCGUAAUCUAUAUCUAUAUACCGGCAGUCAGUGUUGUGCAAGACAAUCGUGAUUAUUACCCAAAUGAGAAAAUGUAUCAAAUGUAUAAAUGUAACUAAUGUGCUGUUGCUAUUUAGAUCGUACGAUUUUAUCACAUAUCUUAUACAGAGCAACUUUAAAAAGUAUUUAAUCAAUCGAUUAAACUAUCCCUAUUUAUAUCGUAAAAAGGAAAUUUGAUCAAAGAAAUUCUUAUUUGACCAAUAUUUGGUUGCAUUUAUUUGUAUAAUGCACAACACUACUCGCGACACUUACUGCAGUACUGUAAAUAUUUCAAGGCCUUUAACAACAAGGGCGUACGUUCGUUUUGUCACGAUGUCAUCUUUGUAUCCUUUUCUACUGCCAUGAAUUUAUAAUCCGCAUAUCUGUACAUCGAAAUGAGGACAAGAACCUGUAUGUUGCUGCACUUCUAUGAUGGAAAUAUAUAUAUACACGUUA
This is a messenger RNA of Vollenhovia emeryi, 7196 nucleotides long. It is a transcript of the gene klu, whose product is annotated as oocyte zinc finger protein XlCOF8.4. The record is from RefSeq and is a predicted model, not a curated record. The transcript is spliced from 2 exons. Bases 1 to 1752 code for a protein of 583 amino acids. NCBI's taxonomy places the organism in Eukaryota, Metazoa, Arthropoda, Insecta, Hymenoptera, Formicidae.